Molecule: messenger RNA, 2110 nt
Organism: Elaeis guineensis (African oil palm)
Lineage: Eukaryota; Viridiplantae; Streptophyta; Magnoliopsida; Arecales; Arecaceae
Source: RefSeq, a predicted model, not a curated record
UUUCAUUCCCCUCUUCCAAGCCAAGAACCGGAAGGACAUUACCUUUCCUUUUUUUUGUUUUAAUCUUUCGCAUCCUAGAGAUUGAGAGAUUUUCAUCUGCCAACGUCCUAAAUAGAAGUCUUGCUGUUGCUCUGACGUUGUAAUUUCUAAGUUCCUUACUGUUUAUCCUGUCUGCAGGGUUUGUCUUCCUCUUACUUAUCCUCUACGUUCCUUCCCCAAAUGUAGAAGGAUAAGGUGUCCCUGCGGAAAUCCAAUCAAAGGCCUCCCCGCCCAUCUCGUCAAAAUCCUUAUCCGAACGCUCCACCUCUCUUAGAUUCAGCCACUCCUCUUCGUCUUCCAUCUUCCUCUCUCUUUCUCCGUUCCUCCGUCUCUCUCCUCCACGUUCUUCUUCUUGUGAUUUUGUUCUUUCUGGGUGUAAUGGCUCAUGGUAUUUUUCUCUCCGGAUACAAAAGCGGCCGAUUUAACCCUUGAAUCUCUCCGAAGCUCUACCGCCGUGGAUUCCAGCCCGACCGAGGAUUUCAUUUGGGUUCUUCCAGCCGUUUGUUUUCUUGGAAUUAUCCAUCCCCGAUAGGUAUUUAGGUAGAUAUAUUAUAGAUAGAUGGCGUUGAUUCUGGACGCGCUGAUUGAGAUCUUGAGGAAGCCCACCGUCGGAAACGUCGUCGCCGAGCUCGCCUUGUUCGCCGCCCCUCUCUGGAUCGCGGUUCUUGUAGGGCUUUUUGUGGGGUGGGCGUGGAGACCGAGGUGGGCGGCGGGUCUGGUUGGGGGGCAGAAUGUCACUCUGGGUGGUCGCCGUGUGCACCUCUCGGAGACAUUGAGCGUCGAUUCUUUCAAGGCUCAGCUACCAAGUAGCAUCAGUUCUUCGAUUUCCGACAAGAGUUCUGGAGAGGAGGCGAGCAUGGUUGUGGUGAGGCCUCCGGAUGGCAAAAGUGAGGAAGUGGCGGUGAUGGAGGAGGAUUUAGAGCACCUCAUCCAGCUCGUCGAGGUGACCGAUGGGGGGCCGAUGUGGCACCAAAUGAUGGACCGGUCUUUGCCGAACAUGAGCUAUCAAGCAUGGCGGAGAGAUCCUAAGACGGGUCCUCCGCAAUAUCGCAGUAGAACCGUAUUUGAGGAUGCAACACCAGAGAUUGUGAGGGAUUUCUUUUGGGAUGAUGAGUUCCGGAUCAAGAAUGGGUGGGAUGACAUGCUCCUCUACCAUGAAACACUAAAGGAAUGUCCGACAACAGGGACGAUGUUAGUUCACUGGAUUCGAAAGUUCCCCUUCUUCUGCAGUGAUAGAGAGUACACUAUUGGUCGUCGGAUAUGGGAUUCUGGAAGAACAUAUUACUGUGUGACAAAGGGAGUGCCAUGCCACUCUGUACCUAGAUGCAAGAAACCCAGGCGUGUUGACCUAUACUAUUCCAGCUGGUGCAUUCGUGCAGUUGAGUCAAGGAGAGGGGAUGGCCAGUUGACUGCCUGUGAGGUGCUACUGUUCCAUCACGAGGACAUGGGCAUCCCAUGGGAGAUAGCAAAACUGGGUGUCCGGCAGGGGAUGUGGAGUUGCGUUAAAAGGAUUGAACCUGGCCUGCGUGCCUAUGAGAUCACCAGGAGGUCUGAUGAGCCACUAUCGCGGUGUGCUGUUAUGGCACAAAUCAACAGCAACCUCAAUGCUGAUGAUCUAAGAUCAUUAGAAGUGGGCACCAGUUCAUCCUCGGAAAUAGUAGAAGCAGAGAAACAGAAGCAUUGGGCAGGGAACAUACCCAAGUUCCUUGUAAUUGGGGGUGCUGUGACCCUAGCAUGUACUCUCGACCAUGGCCUAUUGACCAAGGCAAUUAUUUUUGGAGUGGCCAGGAGGUUUGCGAAGCAAGGAAGGAGAUUGUGAGAUGGAAACAAAAUAACAAAGGAUCCAUCCAGGCGUCUGUGCCAGCCAGGGGUUGGGUUUCUCGGCUUCCCCAAGGCUUCACCAAGCUAUCCCCCUCAUCCGACAGCAAUCACAACAAGUAAUUUUGUUAGGCUUGUAAAAAUUGUUGCCAGCAAAAGCAACAUGAUUGUAUUAUUUAUCUAAUUCAAAAGGAAUAUCAAAUAUGUACUCUUUCCUUUAUGUAAUCCAAUCAUUCUCUCUUAUUUGAUGUUU